AGCACAGUCAUACUUUUCAUUUUGAUCCUCUAAUAUAUUAUUACAUCUUAACGUCUUGAAGGAUCCGCGAUCAAAGUCAAAUCCUGUCGCCGGUUUUAUCGUACCGACACGAUGCGGCCAAUUGUGAUAGCAUUACUCUUGCUAUUUUGCGACCUUACCGCAGCCGUGACAUUUGACAUUUCUCAAGCCAUCUCGCCUAGCACGUUCAUAAACACGCGGAAUAGCAAGGAACAGCCCAAUAGCGCCAAAUUCAAUCUCGAUGCCGACCUUAAUACGGUGCAAAUGAUAAGAAGAGCUGGUUAUCCCGCGGAGGCUCAUAUUAUACAAACGCAGGACGGUUAUCUUUUAACACUUCAUCGUAUCCCAGGUAAUAAGGAUCAGCUACCCGUGUUGUUGCAGCAUGGUUUGUUAUGCAGCUCUGCCGACUGGGUCAUUGCCGGCAAGGAUAAAGGGCUUGCUUUUAUAUUGGCUGAUCAGGGCUAUGACGUUUGGUUGGGCAAUAUUCGUGGAAAUACCUACUCAAGAGCGCAUGUUUCUUUAUCUCCAUCAGAUUCAAGAUUUUGGAAUUUCAGUUUUCAUGAAAUGGGUGUCUAUGAUUUACCUGCAAUGAUUUCGUAUAUCACGAAUACCACGUCACAUCCAUUACACACGUACAUUGGUCACUCGAUGGGCACAACUGCUUUUUAUGUGAUGGCAGUGGAACGUCCAGAAAUUGCUCAAAGAGUGCAAAUGAUGAUUAAUCUCGCACCUGCAGUUUUUGUGAACCAUAUGAAAAGUCCAAUACGAUAUCUUACUUCCUACAUAAACGAUUUUGAGAUGAUUGCAAAGUUCUUCGGCGAAAACGAGUUUCUGCCGCACGACAGUGUGCUGCAUUAUCUGUCUAAGUAUGGCUGUGAGAUGUUUAAUAUUGAGGAAGAGAUCUGCGCCAACAUACUAUUCCUAAUCUGUGGAUUCGACAAAGAACAGUUCAACUAUACGCUGCUACCAGUCAUUCUGAAUCACGACCCAGCCGGCGCUUCGACCAAAACGAUCAUACACUUUGGCCAGGAAGUCGUAUCGGGCAAAUUUCGUAGAUACGAUUAUGGAUACGAAAAAAAUUUGCUAAUUUACAACGCAACGGAACCACCAGACUACGAUCUAGCAAAUAUCACCGUGCCAGUUGCGAUAUUCUAUGCCGAUAAUGACUGGUUGGUUAACAGUGUGGAUGUGAAGAAACUUUACCGCCUGUUACCCAACAUAUUAGAUAUGUAUAGAGUGCCGUUUCCUAAAUUCAAUCACCUGGAUUUCAUCUGGGGCAAGGACGCGCUUAAACUCGUGUACAAGAGACUGCUUGAAAUUAUGAAGAAAUUUUGA
This is a messenger RNA of Cyphomyrmex costatus, 1353 nucleotides long. RefSeq names its product lipase 3. The transcript has 7 exons. NCBI's taxonomy places the organism in Eukaryota, Metazoa, Arthropoda, Insecta, Hymenoptera, Formicidae. Gene Ontology annotation, biological process: lipid metabolic process. The coding region runs from base 112 to 1353 and encodes 413 amino acids. The record is from RefSeq and is a predicted model, not a curated record. Gene Ontology annotation, molecular function: hydrolase activity, acting on ester bonds.